Macrosteles quadrilineatus (aster leafhopper) is the source of this 1224-nucleotide messenger RNA. RefSeq lists its product as uncharacterized. The record is from RefSeq and is a predicted model, not a curated record. The transcript is spliced from 4 exons. Bases 12 to 1157 code for a protein of 381 amino acids. Lineage: Eukaryota; Metazoa; Arthropoda; Insecta; Hemiptera; Cicadellidae.
UAUUAGCAAGAAUGGGGCAGACUUUGAGUCAUUGUAUUGGCAGAAGAACUCCACCAACUCCUGAUCUGUCCUCGGAACAUAUCACUGAUGCCCCGACAAACACAGUAGAUUUACCACACCAAUCGGCACAGUCUGUGCCAUCAUUGCCCGAUCCUCCAACACACCUUCCAGUACAGUCUGUGGGGCAACCACUACCAUGCAGACCACCAGACCUGUCACUACAGACCGUGCCAUCAUUGCCCGAUCCUCCAACACACCAUCCAGUACAGUCUGUGCCAUCAUUGCCCAAUCCUCCAACACACCGUCCAGUACAGUCUGUGCCAUCAUUGCCCAAUCCUCCAACACACCGUCCAGUGCAGUCUGUGGGGCAACCACUACCAUGCAGACCACCAGACCUGUCACUACAGAUCGUGCCAUCACUCCCCGAUGCUCCAACACACAACCCAAUCCAAGCUCAAUCCAAAGCUGCUCCAAUAUUCACUCAAGAAGUCGCUGUGUACGUCAUGACAACUGGGAGCGCUUCGAGGACGUCCACUACUUUGUACUCUUCCGCUAACAUGCAAAGUUUUAUUAGUCAGUUGAAUUCAAAAAAUGAGAGUUUGAAGGAAACAUAUGUCAACGCAACAUAUGCUGAUAGAGAACGAAUGGAGGAUUUUAUUCACGAACAUUGGCAGAAAACAAUUUCAACGAACGUAGAACUUACAGGAGUAAGCGAAGUUAAGAACAUAUUUUUACUCGGAAUGUACGAACUAAAGAAGGCCGAGUACAAGUCUCGAUAUGGGCCCGGGAAUGUAAAGGAGAAGACACUGAUCCACGCCACAGGCGUAGACAAGGUCAACUCUAUCGUAAGAGACAACCUGGACUGGAGGAGGGUGCAACGGAGUAAAUAUGGAGACGGGGUCAGUUUCUCGUGGAGCCCCGACUACUGCAAUUUCUACUGCAACCGGAGAAACGGAGAUCGUCGAGUGUUUAUCGUAGCUUCCGUAUUAUAUUGUCGAGGAGAAGACGGAAUAUAUACACCAUCUGGUGACGUCGACACAGCUCUUGGCAACAGGGGGUUUGUAUUCGUUAAGUUCUACGACAACGAGUUUCUACCAAAGUACCUAGUAUUUUAUAACGCUCCAUACCUAACAUCGACACGUCGGAACUGGUAUUAGCAUAUAGGAGAGCAUGCUUUUGUACAUUUAUAUGAUUUAGAAUAAUGGGAAAUUUGGCAUUUAAAAA